AUGCUAUUUUUUAUUUUUAUUGUACAAAUGUAUUCAUCUAUUGCUACUUUUUCCGUUUACAAUUCAUACUGGGGACAUUUUAAAAAAAUAUGCAUAAACGUAACUGACAUUAAACAUAAACUUCUAUUUUUAAAAAUUGAUGGGCCUAAAGAUGAAUAUGGAGAGACAAUCUCUUACAAUAUAGUAGGUAUGAAAAAUUUAUUGAAUGGUACUUUAUAUUUUAAUGUAUCUCUUCCUAUACUGAAAUAUGAAUACAAAUAUUAUUUUUAUUACACAGAUGAAUUCAACUAUACAAAAUACACUACAGAAGUUAAAAGUUUAGAAGAUUCAUUAAAAAAAGGAAAAAUAUCUUUAGAAUUUAAAGAAUAA
Messenger RNA from Vairimorpha ceranae, 369 nucleotides. RefSeq lists its product as hypothetical. Bases 1 to 369 code for a protein of 122 amino acids. NCBI's taxonomy places the organism in Eukaryota, Fungi, Microsporidia, Nosematidae. The transcript has a single exon. The record is from RefSeq and is a predicted model, not a curated record.